AGAUGCCAUGGACGGCAGUGGAGAGAUGGAAGAUGAGAGCAAGCAGCUGCUGGUGCCUGAGCCGCUCGUGGCCCCCCGUAGUUCCAGCCGCAGCGUGGAGGUGAACUCAGCCGGGGAGGCGACAACCGCAGUCCCCACACGCUGCUCAGCUUGGAACUGGGUGCUGGUCUUGGUGGCCGUUCUUGCGCUCUGCGCCACGGCUUUGGCCUUCGAUCCUCGUGCGGCAGGCUUGAGGUCGCAGGCGAAGUCCAAGUUGGAUGUGGUGCUGGGCAGGUCUGGCUUCUCACUCGUGGAGAGAAACAGCUCCAAGCAGUUUCUCGAGGUGAAGGCUGCGAAUCCAAACCAGCCGAAGGAGCUCUUCUGCUGGGCGUUGAUCCAAGCUGGAUCCGGGGAGGAGGCUUUGAUGAUUAUGCACCGCAAGCAGAGCGUCAAUAUCUUCGGGUGUGAUGCCUGGCUGCUCCUGAGCGACUUCCCGGUCAGCUUUCAGGAUGUGAAGUCUGUGCCGGUUGGCGCCUUUAACUCCAAGCGCUCGCCUUGGAACUCCUGGUACAACGUGCCAGUCUUCCUGAGGGCCUGGGCGCAGGUGGUGCAAGACCCGCGGUUCCAGCAGUUUGACUGGACGGUGAAGCUGGAUAUGGACACUUUUGUGUGCCACAAGCGGCUGCGGGCGCACCUAAGAGCUUCACAGGUGAAUCCCAGCGAGCCCCACUUUUGGUUGAACUACGAUGCGGCGAAGAACCCCGGGCCCCUGGACUUCCUGGGUCCCAUCGAGAUCUUCUCCAGGGGGGCGGUGCAACGCUUCAAGGAGCGCCACCUGCAGGUUUGUCCGCGACCGCAUCCUCAAUCUCAAGGGGAGGAUGGCUUCAUGAAGGACUGCAUGCUCCGCCUGGGCGCCAUCCCGCGGAAGGACUACCAGCUUUUGCUGAACGCCUGUGACUGGUGCCAGCCCUUGCAGCCUGGUCAGUGCUCCAAUGGCUGGUUCGUCGCCUUCCAUCCUUUUAAGGACGUAGAGCACUAUCAGCAGUGUAUGGGUGCAGCGGGCAGCUGCUGAGAGUUGGUGGGCGGAAAAAGGCAUUGUGGGAAAGCACGAGAUGCUUACCUGUUGGAUUAGUC
Messenger RNA from Effrenium voratum, 1113 nucleotides. Lineage: Eukaryota; Dinophyceae; Suessiales; Symbiodiniaceae. The record is from the annotation of a GenBank genome assembly.